CCCUUCCGCACUGCCCCGCUGCCCGAUAUUACGCUGACCCGGCUGGGUCGCAUCGGCAGCUGGCGGCGGGGGGUCGGAAGCCGCAGAGUAGCCCCCCGCCUACUCGCCCCGUCGAGCGACUACUGAGGCCUCUCCCGAGGUCCUGUCGGGGCCCGCCUCCUGCCCGAGCCCGCUGCCCGCUUCCCGCUCCGCCCCGCUUCCUGACCCGCCCGUUCCGGUGCAGGUGGCCAAGAUGGGGACACCCCAAAAGGAUGUUACAAUAAAACCCGAUGCCCCAAACACGUUACUGUGGGAGAAACAUGCGGACUAUAUUGCUUCAUACGGAACAAAGAAAGACGAUUAUGAAUACUGUAUGUCGGAGUAUUUGAGGAUGAGUGGUGUUUACUGGGGGCUGACAGCCAUGGAUCUCAUGGGGCAGCUGCACAGAAUGAACAAAGAAGAAAUUCUGGAAUUCAUCAAAUCAUGUCAACAUGAAUGUGGUGGAAUAAGCGCCAGCAUAGGUCAUGAUCCUCAUCUUCUGUAUACCCUCAGUGCUGUCCAGAUUCUUAUCUUAUACGAUAGUCUCCAUGUUGUUGAUGUAGAUAAAAUUGUUGAAUAUAUUCAGAACUUGCAAAACGAAGAUGGUUCAUUUGCUGGAGACAAAUGGGGAGAAAUAGAUACAAGGUUCUCCUUCUGUGCUGCAGCAACUCUUGCCCUUCUGGGAAAGCUGGAUGCUAUUGAUGUGGAGAAAGCAGUAGAAUUCGUUUUGUCCUGUAUGAACUUUGAUGGAGGAUUUGGUUGUAGGCCAGGUUCUGAAUCACAUGCAGGACAGAUCUAUUGUUGCACAGGAUUUCUGGCUAUAACAGACCAGUUGCAUCAAAUAAAUGUUGAUUUGCUGGGAUGGUGGCUUUGUGAACGUCAGUUACCUUCUGGAGGUCUCAACGGACGACCAGAAAAGUUACCUGAUGUAUGUUACUCGUGGUGGGUGUUGGCGUCUUUGAAGAUGAUUGGUAGGUUACAUUGGAUUGACAGGGAGAAACUGCGCUGCUUUAUUUUGGCUUGCCAGGAUGAGGAGACUGGAGGAUUUGCUGACAGACCCGGAGAUAUGGUGGAUCCAUUUCACACCUUAUUUGGAAUUGCUGGACUAUCUUUAUUAGGAGAGGAACAAAUUAAGGCAGUCAAUCCUGUCUUUUGUAUGCCAGAAGAUGUCCUUCAAAGAAUAAAUAUACAGCCUGAGCUUGUGUGCUGAGCCUCAAAAGUCGAUGGUGCCCCGUUGCUUUGGUUUUACUGAUUUAAGUCAUCUUACCUCUGAAACUAUUAACAUAUUCUUUGGGAUAUGUUUACAAUAAAGUAAGCGAAGCAAUAGCUUUGCUAUGGGCUUUGUUACUUUGUAACUGUAUGGAAACGGGCUGGCUCUAAUAAUGUGAGUGUAACAUGUUCUCUGGUUGUAUAUAAGAGAUGUAGAAACAUUUCUAAUAUAUAUCUGAAUACAUUGGCUUUUUUUUUUUAAUAUUCAAGUCAAACUAAUAGUGUGAAUGCUUAAUUUCUGUGUCUGUCUUUACACAAGCAUGUUUUCAUGGUGGAUCACAAAGCACUUUAAAAGCAUAUGGAAAAAAAAAACAAACAAAACCCCACUAAUGCCAUGCACUUACUGCCUAUGUAUUUAAUUCAGCCUGUUAACAUUUGCCAUCACUUUUGCAUGGUGAGAAAUGAACUUUUUCUUCUGAUAUUAAUAGAUACAGUGAAAACAGAAAUUUUGGUUCCAUUAAGAAUGUCAGUGCCCCUUAGACAAAAUUUAAUUUAUUUGAAGUAGAGCAUACCUAGAGUACAUCUACUUGAAUACUGGUAAUUGUAAGCAUACUAAAGAAAGUCUCUCUAGAACAGUGACUUGUAACUGAGUAUAGAGUUGAUGCUAAAUUUGUUGCUGGUUUAAAAUCCUGCUUUUGUAGCUUUUAAAACAUUAAUUGCCAACUCUUGAAUAUGGUGUAAUUGAGAAUAAAACUAACUGUGGAAUAUA
This is a messenger RNA of Calypte anna (Anna's hummingbird), 1996 nucleotides long. It is a transcript of the gene RABGGTB, whose product is annotated as Rab geranylgeranyltransferase subunit beta. Lineage: Eukaryota; Metazoa; Chordata; Aves; Apodiformes; Trochilidae. The transcript is spliced from 9 exons. Gene Ontology annotation, cellular component: Rab-protein geranylgeranyltransferase complex. The record is from RefSeq and is a predicted model, not a curated record. The coding region runs from base 233 to 1228 and encodes 331 amino acids. Gene Ontology annotation, molecular function: Rab geranylgeranyltransferase activity. Gene Ontology annotation, biological process: protein geranylgeranylation.